Messenger RNA from Glarea lozoyensis ATCC 20868, 885 nucleotides. RefSeq names its product (Phosphotyrosine protein) phosphatases II. Bases 1 to 885 code for a protein of 294 amino acids. Gene Ontology annotation, biological process: dephosphorylation. Lineage: Eukaryota; Fungi; Ascomycota; Leotiomycetes; Helotiales; Helotiaceae. Gene Ontology annotation, molecular function: phosphoprotein phosphatase activity. The record is from RefSeq and is a predicted model, not a curated record. The transcript has a single exon.
AUGGCAACUCCAACACCCCACUCUCCAGAAUACAUAACUCCCGAGGACCUCAACUCCAUCCUCUCAACGCCCAUAAAUAUAAUAAUCGACCCCCAAAUCGUCUCGUCCAUAACCUCACAAUCCCCUUUCCUUCCCAUCCCAACCGCCCUAAACCUCCGCACCAUAACCGCGCAAAAUCUAAAAUCCAAUUUCCUCUUCCGCUCCGGUACCCUCUCCCACCUCCCACCCCCCGUACUCAAAGACUUCACAACACAAUACAACAUCAGCACUAUCUUCGAUUUACGCUCCCCCUCUGAAGUCGCAUCCUCCCCAGAUCCGGCAAUCGAAGGCGUAGAAAUCAUCGUAGUUUCCGAACCCACAACCAACGAGGGGAGAGAAAUCCGAGUCGAAGAUUUCAUACGAAAUGACGGCGUAGACGCCUGGGUAGCUAUCUACCUCGAUAUCAUGCGCAACACGCACGCCGUCGCAUUCCGGACGUUCUUCGCACACUUGCUUACCUGUAAGGGAAAUAUUCUAUUCCACUGCACGGCGGGGAAAGACCGUACUGGCGUGCUUUCUGCGUUGAUUUUCAUGCUCGUGGACGCGACGAGAGAGGAGAUUAGUUUGGAUUAUAUGUUGACACGCGUGGGCAUCGAGCCUGGGCGUGCGAUGUUGAUUAGGCAGUUAGAGGCGUUUGUGGGGAGGGAGGUGGAGGGGGGGAUGUGGGAGGUUCCUGGGAUGCCGGCGUUGUGUGGGAUGUGUGAGGGGAAUGUUGUUGGGUUGGUGGCGGGCGUGGAAGGGGUUUGGAGGGGGAGGGGCGUGGAUGGGUAUAUGGCUGAGUUGGGGUUUGGGAGGGAGCAGAUGAGGAGGAUUAGGAGGGUCUUGAGGGGGGAGGUGGAGGUUUAG